AUGCUAACAACAAAAGCAGAGGAAUUUGCAAAAAGAUUAGACCACCCAGAAAUUAAAUGCAGCAAUGGUUGGCUUGAUCGUUUUAAAGAUCGCCACAACAUCACAUUUAAAAAAAUUUGUGGAGAGGCAACAUCUGUUGAUGUUAACAGUGAAGCUAUGAACGAUUGGGUAACAGAACUGAAAGGCAUAAUGACUGACUUUACACCAGAUAACAUUUUUAAUGCUGACGAGACUGGGCUAUUUUAUAAAUUGUUGCCAGAAAAAACUUUAGAGUUCAAAGGUGUAGAUUGCAGUGGUGGUAAACGAAGUAAAGAGAGAUUAACUGUUAUGGUGUGUACAAACAUGUCUGGUUCCGAGAAAGUCGAAAUACUAGUCAUUGGUAAAUCAGUUAACCCAAGGUGCUUUAAGAAUGUCAAAACGCUACCAACACAGUAUGAGGCAAAUAAAAAAGCAUGGAUGACAUCAGAAAUCUUUACCAACUGGUUAAUAAAGCUUGACAAGAAAUUUUUACGGCAGCAACGUAAAGUAGCAAUGAUAGUUGACAACUGCCCUGCUCAUCCUCACGUUAAAGGCUUGAAAAAUAUUAAGCUGGUUUUCUUGCCACCUAAUACAACCAGUAAGACACAACCCUGUGACCAAGGUAUCAUUCAGAAUUUAAAAGUUCACUACCGCAAAAGGGUCCUAAUGAAACAGAUUGCAUGUGCCGAGAGUAAAACAGAGUUCAGUCUAACUGUCCUAGAUGCACUCCGAUUUCUUCAACGAGCUUGGUUCUCAGUCACAGCCACCACAAUAAGCAACUGCUUUAGACAUGCAGGUUUCAGUGUUGACAUUGAGUCCAGAGUAAGUGACCAACAAGAUGAAGAAGAUGACGACGACGAUGAUAUUCCACUAGCCCGUCUUGCAGGAAUUAAUUUCACAGAAUACGCCAACAUCGACAAUGAUAUUCCAACCACUGAGCCACUAACAGACGACGAUAUUAUCAACGAGAUAACUUCGAAGAAUAUUCAUUCUGAUUACCAAUCAUAUAAGAGAGAAAUUACAUCAUGA
Mytilus californianus (California mussel) is the source of this 1047-nucleotide messenger RNA. Its product is annotated as tigger transposable element-derived protein 4-like. Bases 1 to 1047 code for a protein of 348 amino acids. Gene Ontology annotation, cellular component: nucleus. Gene Ontology annotation, molecular function: DNA binding. NCBI's taxonomy places the organism in Eukaryota, Metazoa, Mollusca, Bivalvia, Mytilida, Mytilidae. The transcript is spliced from 2 exons. The record is from RefSeq and is a predicted model, not a curated record.